CAUCCUGUCUUCUUUAUCCAGCCGAAAAACUUCGUCAUCUCCAUUUUUUUCCACCCCAAUUCUCUGUAAAAAACACACAUAUUUUCUUACCACGUGUACAAUACCAACUUUUCCACCAGUUUCUCUUAUUUUUCCAGAAGAGAAAAGAAAAAUAGAGGGAGAAGAGAGAGAAAGGGGGGAGAGAGUGUAUCCUCUUUUUCAGUCCACACUAAAAUACCUUUUUUCCUUCUCCCUCCCAUCAUCUCAUAGCUUCAUCUAAUGCAACAAUCAUUCUUAUUUAAUUAUUCAAAUCCCUAAAUUUUCCCCCAAUUUCGAUCCGUAUACAUUGUCAAUACAUACUUCCCCAACUUCUUUUUUUUUUUUGGGUUGAAUGUUUCUUGAUUUGAUCAAUUCAUCUGAUUGAAUUGAGGGUGUGUGUUAAUUUUGGGAAUUUCCUUAAUUUUGAGAUCGUAAUUGAUUGGAUCUGAUUAGGGUUUGAAAUUUAUCGGAAAUCAACAAAAACAACCGUUUUGGGUUCGAUUUCAGGGAAAUAGCGCCAUCCAAUGGCGCUGUUUCGCCGCUUUUUCUACCGUAAGCCACCUGAUCGGCUUCUCGAAAUAUCUGAGCGUGUUUUUGUGUUUGAUUGUUGCUUCUCCACGGAUGUACUGGAUGAAGAUGAGUACACGGAAUACCUCGGUGGUAUCGUAGCACAGCUACAGGACCACUAUCCAGAUGCUUCAUUCAUGGUGUUCAACUUUAGAGAAGGAGAUCGAAGGAGCCAUAUUGCAGACAUUUUGUCUGAGUAUGAUAUGACAGUUAUGGAAUAUCCUCGGCAAUAUGAAAAAUGUCCUUUGCUUCCCUUAGAAAUGGUUUACCACUUCCUACGUUCCAGUGAGAGCUGGUUGUCAUUGGAGGGACAGCAAAAUGUAUUGCUGAUGCACUGUGAAAGAGGAGGUUGGCCUGUUCUUGCUUUUAUGCUUGCUGGUCUCCUUUUGUACAGAAGGCAGUAUAACGGUGAGCAAAAAACACUUGAAAUGGUGUACAGGCAGGCCUCAAAGGAGCUUCUUCAGCUUUUGUCUCCUUUAAACCCACAGCCUUCGCAGAUGAGAUAUCUUCAGUAUGUAUCUCGAAGAAAUUUAGGCCCUGACUGGCCUCCUUCUGACACACUGCUCAUUCUUGACUGCUUAAUACUUCGAGUCCUUCCUUUGUUUGAUGGCGGCAAAGGUUGCAGACCAGUGGUUCGUGUUUAUGGGCAGGACCCUUUAACAAAAUCUAGUAGAAGUACUAAGCUGUUAUUUUCAUCCUUAAACACCACUAAACAGGUUCCGCACUAUUCAGAGACAGAAUGUCUUUUGGUAAAAUUAGAUAUUCGUUGUCGUGUUCAAGGUGAUAUUGUAUUGGAAUGCGUCCAUCUAUGUGAGGAUUUUGUACGGGAAGAAAUUAUGUUCAGAAUUAUGUUUCAUUCAUCCUUUGUCCGGUCAAACAUUUUGUCUCUUAGCCGUGAAGAAGUUGAUGUUUUAUGGGAUGCAAAGGAUCAGUUCUCUAAGGACUUUAAAGCAGAGGUACUCUUUUCGGACGUUGGUGCAGUUCCAGUUGUAUCCACAGAAGUAGAAAGUGAUAAUGACAAUGAAACAGAUAGUGCUUCACCAGAGGAAUUUUUUGAAGCCGAAGAGAUCUUCAGUAAUGCUGUUGAUGCCCAAGAUGGGAAGACUGAUAUGGAUCCCCCUUUGAUUCAUGAUAGUUUUAUUAGAGGAGGAGGAGGUGGCGGAGGGCGGAAGGAGGAUAGAGAGCCUCCUGCAUUUGUAGAUUGUGCACCGGAAACAGGAGCUCACAUACCAGAUUCAAAAGUAUUAGUGGAGCUUGAAGCAGUAAAGGAUAUAGGCCUGGAUGAUUGGAGCAAAAUAUUGCACCGGGAUGUUGUUUCUGAUCUUAAUGCAGUCAAAGACAUUCUUAUGGAUGACACGAAUCAGAAAGAAGAUGUUAAAUUGGCCUUGGAUGAUAUUCUUUUGGAUGAAGGAAAACACAAACAUUAUGAGGUUUGCUAUGAUCAGAAUGAAGACAUAAUUUUGGAUGGUCAGGAUAUAGAGGCAGACACCAUGACUUUGAUUUCAGAUACACUCAUCAAGCAGAAUAUCGAGGUCGAUCUUUUCGAUAGCAGCAUGGUGGAGCGGUUGGAUACAAAGCAAAUUGUUGAAGAUGGGGAAGUGGAGAAGAGGUCAGAUUGCAAAAGUCCGCAGUGUAAGUUGAAUGGUGAUGUUACUAAGCAAAAACAAGAGAGAGUCCUGCAACCUUCACCCAAAAGGCCACCCACAUUCAACCAGAAGUCAGUUUCUGAUUCAGCUUUGGUCAAGCUUAGAGGGAAACUGCAAGAGACAGCAGGGGAUAAAUCCGGCAAGCAAAAACUAACUGAGCAUCGGUGGAUACCUUCAAACAAAGGCUCUUACACCAAUUCCAUGCAUGUGGCUUAUCCACCUAACCGGGUCAACAGUGCACCACCUUCUCUAGGAUGUACAAAAAAUCAAGUGAAAGACCCUGGUGCUGUUGGCAAAGUGAGAGAUCGUGUUGGCAGCUCUGAUCUUGGAUUUGCUGCUUCUGGUAUUGAUAGACGCCUGCAUAAAUUUCAGGAUGUAAAACCUGUAGAAUCUGCUAAAGUUUCUCACCGUGAAACUCCUGAUGAUGGGUCUAGCCAAGAAGUUUCCAGUUCUAAAGCCUCUUCUCUCGGUCACUCAGCUUUGGCUGCUCCAUCCUCGCACUCUUUAGUAGAGUCUCAUGAGCUUGAAAAAGAAACAAUGGCACCCUCACCCCCAUCCUCUUCCUCCUAUAACCCAACUAUAGAGGUGCUACCACAAGGAAGACCUCCGCCACCUCCACCCCCACCUCCUCCUCCCCCCGUAAGGCGGCAGAACAUGCUGGCGAAUGUCUCUGAAUCUCCAGCUUCUUCAUCAUCAUCAACAUCACCUCUAAAUUUGUCUGAUAUACAAAGUGUAGUUUCAUUCAUGUCUCAGGUUCCGCCACCCCCUCCUCCACCACCCAUUCCUUCCACUCAUUUGAGAGUUGCACCUUCAUCACCGCCAUUGAUAACCCCAUCCUCUGAUGUGUUAGGAAGUCAAAGUCCAUCUCUUCCACCUCCACCUCCACCUCCACCUCCACCUCCACCUCCAAGAUUUGCUGCCCCGCACUCUACUUUGUCAACUCUGCCUCCACCUUCUUCACUUUCUCCAUCACGCGAGAGGGUAUCACCUACACCUCCACCGCCACCUCCACCUCCACCUCCACCUUUUGCUUCAAGUGGAAAUCUAGCACCUUGUUCUACAAAAGCUGUCCCAGUAGCUCCUCCUCCUCCACCUCCACCUCCACCUUUUAAUCACGCAUAUAGUACUCCAUCUUUUCCUAUUCAAGAUGCCCCACAAUAUCCACCACCUUCUCCACCUGCCCCACCACCACCUCCACCACCUCCUCGUGGAUGUGGGGUGGUGUUUGCUCCACCAUCGCCUUCUUAUAAAGCCCCUCCCCCUCCUCCACCACCACCACCACCACCACCACCAUCGCCUUUUUGUGGAACCUCUCCUCCAUCUCCCCCACCUCCACCACCACCACCUCCUGGGGGUAGAGGCCCCUUCUCACCUCCUCCUCCUCCACCACCUUUGGGAGGCCGAGUCCCUCCCCCUCCUCCGCCACCUCCCGGGGGCCGAGGCCCUCCCCCUCCUCCGCCACCUCCCGGGGGCCGAGGCCCUCCCCCUCCUCCGCCACCUCGGGGCCGAGGCCCUCCCCCUCCUCCGCCACCUCCCGGGGGCCGAGGCCCUCCCCCUCCUCCGCCACCUCCCGGGGGCCGAGGCCCUCCCCCUCCUCCGCCACCUCCCGGGGGCCGAGGCCCUCCCCCUCCUCCGCCACCUCCCGGGGGCCGAGGCCCUCCCCCUCCUCCGCCACCUCCCGGGGGCCGAGGCCCUCCCCCUCCUCCGCCACCUCCCGGGGGCCGAGGCCCUCCCCCUCCUCCGCCACCUGUCGGGGGCCGAGGCCCUCCCCCACCUCCGCCACCUCCUGGGGGUGGAGGCCCUCCCCCACCUCCACCUCCGAUGCGUCAAGGAGGACCACCUCCACCUCCACCCCCUGGAGGUGGUGUUCCAGGUCCUCCGGCACCACCAAGACCACCAGGAGUUGGUCCACCGCCACCCCCAAAAACUACUCCUGGUGCACCUAGUGCUCCGCUUGGUAUGGCUAGGGGUUAUGGACGAGCAACACCAGGAGCUCAAAUGAAAAAAUCUUCACUUAAACCCUUGCAUUGGAUUAAAGUAUCAAGGGUUAUAAAAGGGAGCGUAUGGGAAGAGUUGCAAAGAUCGGCAGGUCCCCAAAUUGCUGCAGAAUUUGAUGUGUCAGAGAUUGAGAAGCUUUUCUCUAAUCAAGUUGCAAAGCCUGCUGGUGCAGCAGGGAAAGCUAAUGAAAAGAAGAAGGCUGCUGGAUCCAAACCUGAAGUUGUUCACGUGAUUGACCUCAGAAGGGUUAACAACACUGAAAUAAUGCUUACAAAGGUUAAGAUGCCACUCCCUGAUAUGAUGGCUGCAGCACUUGCUUUGGAUGAGUCAGUUUUGGAUGGUGAUCAGGUGGAAAACCUAAUAAAGUUUUGUCCCACUAAAGAGGAGAUGGAUCUUCUUAAGAACUACCCGGGUGACAAAGAGAAGCUGGGAAAGUGUGAGCAGUUUUUUUUGGAGCUCAUGAAAGCACCGCGGGUGGAGUCAAAAUUAAGAGUAUUUUUGUUCAAGAUACAGUUUAACACACAGGUUUCAGAGUUCAAAAAGAGUUUGAAUACUGUAAAUUCUGCAUGUGAGGAGGUGCGAAAUGGUGCGAAGUUGAAAGAUAUUAUGAAGAUGAUUCUCAAUCUGGGGAAUCUGUUAAAUUCUGGAACUGCACGGGGAUCAGCAGUUGGGUUCAAGUUGGAUAGUCUGCUAAAACUUACGGAUACUCGUGCAACGAAUGGCAGGAUGACACUUAUGCAUUAUCUUUGCAAGCAUCUAGCAGAGAAGUUACCAACACUGUUGGACUUUCAUGAAGAGCUUCUAAGCCUUGAAGCUGCAACAAAGAUACAAUUGAAGUCCUUGGCAGAAGAAAUGCAGGCUAUAACCAAAGGAUUGGAAAAGGUUAAGCAGGAGCUGGCUGCAUCUGAAAAUGAUGGUCCUGUUUCUGAGGUUUUCUGCAAGAGACUAAAGGAAUUCGUUGGCGCUGCUGAAUCAGAUGUGGCAUCUGUGAUGGAUGUUUACUCUGUAGCGGGUAGAAAUGCGGAUGCACUUGUCCUCUAUUUUGGUGAAGAUCCUGCUAAAUGUCCUUUUGAGCAAGUUGCACAGACUCUGUUGAACUUCACAAGAUUGUUCCGGAAAGCACAUGAUGAAAACAUUAAGCAGGCUGAAUUGGACAGGAAAAAGGCUGAAAAGGAGGCCGAAACGGAGAAGUCAAAAACAGCCACUCCGUCAAAGAAGAGUGUAACGUGAUGCAAAGAUGGCCGUUAUCUCUUGCAAAAGCCCAGAGUCCCACUGUGGUGAAGGUCUUGUGUCUCACAUACACAAAAGCAAAGUUGAGCUUUUGUCACUGUUUGUGCUGAUACUGAAAAAUUCUUCGUGGCGAAGCAGAACGAGCUGCAGUCGAGGCCUUGUGAACCUGCGGACUUUUUCUGUCCGUGAAGAGCUUGAGUAUGUUGAAUAUUGAUGCCAUACAGUCCAGUUAAUGCGGUUGUGGGUGAUUGGACUGUCAGACAUGUAUCAUCGCAGACACGCUAGUCCGCCCAUGUGGAUUUUUAUGCCAUGAACUGUUGAAAAAUGGUCUGUAAAUGCCUGCUGAGAAAGCACAACUGUUAUGACAUGCCAAAUUAAUCUACUGGACUCGAUGCUGACUUACCAAUCGUUCUACAAGUGAUUGAGGCAGCAAUUUCGAUGUUGAAGCGAUACCCUCAGGAUGGUGAUCUCCAAAGCUCACCCUGUACCAUGCCACCUUGUACAAAGCUCUAACCUGUAGGUAGGUAUGUAAUUUUUUUGUAACAUAAUAUAUUUGAUUUCUUUUGGUUUUUUCCUUCCAUAAAAUUGGAUAGGAGAAGCUAGGAUAAAAGGUAUAACCAAAAGUUUUGUAUAGAACUUUAGGGUGUUAGAAAGGGAGAUAGGAGGUGAGUGAUUUUGGUUAUAUUUUUAUUCAAUGUAAUUGUAAUGCAAGGAGAGAGUAGAGUUGGGAAAUGGGAAAUCACUUGUUCGGUCGAUUCAAAUAAUUGCCUACAGGACCGAGAUGAUAAUUCUCUAUUCGUUCUGCAAGUUCUUUCAUAAUCCCAAUGGAAAAUUAUAGUGAAAGAUAUUAGUGCCAUCAAGGCCUUGUUUGGUUUGUUAGAAGUGGUCAUUGGAUGUAUUAUUGAUUGCUGCUUUAAGAGCUUGCUGAUAUAUUGUGGUUUGCUUUGGUUGAA
Molecule: messenger RNA, 6412 nt
Organism: Beta vulgaris subsp. vulgaris (sugar beet)
Lineage: Eukaryota; Viridiplantae; Streptophyta; Magnoliopsida; Caryophyllales; Amaranthaceae
Product: formin-like protein 20
Source: RefSeq, a predicted model, not a curated record